AAAUGUGCGAAAGAACGAUAGCAAAGUAUGAGGAAGAACUUUGUUGUGUGAAAAUGUGUGAAAGAACGAUAGCAGAGUACAAAGAGGAACUUUCUCGGACAAAAGAAGAGAACGAGAGACUACGUCAACUAUUGGAGGCUGUUUUCAAGAAAGCUCAAGUUGUGUUACACAGAACAGACGUCUGUGAAAAAUAUCGUCCACCUGAGCAGCAGGAGGGGUCCUCCAGUAUGGAGCAGAAGAAGUCACAGUACCUCCACGUGAAAGAAGAGGAGCCACAGCCCCACUACUUUAAAGUGGAGGAAAAACAGCGGCUGUCCCCCCACUUCAUAAAGGAAGACAAGAGACACCUGAUCAGUGUGACGAGUGAAGAUGAUGAGGUCAAAGGUGAGUGUGUGGAGAAGAGAGAGGCGGAGCCUCCAAGCAGCAGUUUAGCAGAAGCUGAUGGAGACCACUGUGGAGGAUCACAAGCAGACAAGCUCUUAGCUCCACUAUCAGAUAGUGAGGACACAACGUCACACUCUCCUGACACUGAUGAUGAAGACUCUAAAGAUGAUAAGACAUGUCACACGGACAACACUCACUUCACAUGUUCUACCUGUCACAAAACUUAUAAAUAUCUUAGCUAUUUGAAAAGACACAUGAGAACACACACUGGAGAGAAACCUUUUUCAUGUUCAAUCUGUGGUACAGAUUUUACUCGAAGGCAAACUUUGAAAACACACAUGAGAAUACACACUGGAGAAAAACCUUUUUCCUGCUUAGAAUGUGGCAAAAGUUUUCAAACAAAUCAAAGGUUAAAAAUACACAUGAGAAUACACACAGGAGAAAAACCUUUUUCCUGCUCAGAAUGUGGUAAAAGUUUUCUUGUAAAUCAAAGAUUAAAAGUACACAUGUAA
This is a messenger RNA of Nerophis ophidion (straightnose pipefish), 896 nucleotides long. RefSeq names its product oocyte zinc finger protein XlCOF8.4-like. The record is from RefSeq and is a predicted model, not a curated record. The transcript has 3 exons. Gene Ontology annotation, biological process: regulation of transcription by RNA polymerase II. Gene Ontology annotation, molecular function: RNA polymerase II cis-regulatory region sequence-specific DNA binding; DNA-binding transcription factor activity. The coding region runs from base 3 to 896 and encodes 297 amino acids. NCBI's taxonomy places the organism in Eukaryota, Metazoa, Chordata, Actinopteri, Syngnathiformes, Syngnathidae.